AUUUAAAAGCUCUUGGUUUUUUUAUCACAGCCCCGUAACUCAAACAUAAUCUCCCCCUUCCUCUCUCUUUCGUCUACCAAAUCAACGUCAAACCUAAAAAAAAAGAAGAAAAACAUUGUUUUCUUUGAUAAUCUGGAGAAACACGGCAACCUACCAAGCUGCUUGUGGUUUUUAGUCAUAUAACACCAACGCCCUUCUUAUCUUUUCCUUGAAAUUUCUCUGAUCCCCCCCCCCCCCACUUAUUGUUUUUUUUAUUACUCUUUCGAGAAACAAACUUGUAUCAGGUGAAUCCCAGUUUCAGGAGUUAAGCUAACUCUUCUUCUUCUUCUUCUUCCAGGGAAGGAUCUAUCUCUCUCUUUAUUUGAAACUUAACCAAAAUGGCUCGUCCACAAGACCCUCCACGCGGUUUCUUCCCUUUUGGUAACCCCUUCAAGAAGAACAACCUCUCUUCCAAGAACCCUUCCCUAUCCCCAAAGCUUCUCUCCCUCUUGAACACUUUCGAGACCAACUUAGCUUCUUCCAUCACAAAGCUUGUCCCCAAGGAAAAGUCUCAAAUCCUGACUCUUUCAUGGAUGAAGCAAGCAAUGGAAUCUCUUUGCCAGACCCACAAUGCUAUCAAGACUCUUAUAACCGAUCUAGAGCUCCCUGUCUCAGAUUGGGAGGACAAAUGGGUCGAUGUCUACCUUGACAUCAGCGUCAAGCUCCUUGACCUCUGCAACGCCUUUAGCUCUGAGCUAUCCCGCCUCAACCAAGGCCAUCUCUUCCUCCAGUAUGCUCUCCAUAGCUUGGAGACUAACGCUCCGAAAGCACAAUCAUCCCUCGACAGCUGGAAGCAACACAUCGUUUCCAAGAACCCGAGGUUGGAGAGUUGUCAUGCAAUCUUGACCAGUCUUGUUCAAACCUUGAAUCUCCCCAAGGUGAAAAACUCUGCCAAGGGGAAAGUCUUGAUGCGAGCCUUGUACGGUGUUAAGGUCAAGACUUUGUACAUUUCCGGUGUUUUCGCUGCUGCCUUCUCAGGCUCAUCGCAGAAUCUGCUGUACGUUACGGUCUCAAACGAGCUUCCAUGGGCACAGUCCUUCAUGGAUAUGCAGAACACAAUGAACUCAGAAAUGAAGAGCAUAUUUUUAUCAGACGGGUUAACCGUUCUGAAAGAGCUUGAGGCUGUUGACUCAGGUGUUAAGAAACUUGCCCCUGAGAUCCAACAAGGGUCGGUAGAUCCCAUCUCGCUGCAGUCACUGAAGGGGUCGGUCACAGAGUUAACGAAUGGGAUAGACCUUGUCUCCAAGGAGGUGGAUUGCUUCUUCAAGAUUCUGUUAUCGGGGCGAGACACUUUGCUGGAGAAUCUCAGGUCGAUUGGCGCACCAACGUUGGUACUGGCAACAUCGCCAAAAAAGGCUGCCGGAAAAAAGCAAAGAGGAUUCUGAUAAACUGCUCUUGUGUGAAUAGAUGGUAUUAUUAUAAGUGUUGUUCCAUCUUGGUCCUGAAUGUAUUAUUAUUAUUAGGUGCUUGUGAUAUUGUGGUCGUUUGUAUGAGACGCAGUGAAACUAAUAUUUGUAUAAGAAAAGGUUUUAUCAACAUAUCUAUAAAGCUCUAUAAUAAUGUUCUACAAAUUGUUGAGAUGUACUUCCAACAGUUACCCCCUUAGCCACCAUUUUGUAGAAGAAAUAAGAGCAUC
This is a messenger RNA of Eruca vesicaria subsp. sativa (arugula), 1675 nucleotides long. The record is from the annotation of a GenBank genome assembly. NCBI's taxonomy places the organism in Eukaryota, Viridiplantae, Streptophyta, Magnoliopsida, Brassicales, Brassicaceae.